AUGAUUUUACAGAUGCAAAUCUUCGUGAAAACCCUCACUGGAAAGACCAUCACUCUCGAGGUUGAGAGUUCCGACACCAUCGACAACGUUAAGGCUAAGAUCCAGGACAAGGAAGGAAUUCCCCCGGACCAGCAAAACAUCAUCUUCGCCGGAAAGCAACUCGAGGACGGUCGUACCCUAGCUGACUACAACAUCCAGAAGGAAAGCACCCUUCACCUUGUCCUCUGUCUACGUGGUGGCAUGCAGAUCUUCGUUAAGACCCUCACCGGCAAGACCACCACCCUUGAGGUCGAAAGCUCCGACACCAUCGACAACGUCAAAGCCAAGAUCCAGGAUAAGGAAGGAAUUCCCCUGGACCAGCAGAGGUUGAUCUUCGCCGGAAAGCAGCUCGAGGACGGCCGCACCCUUGCUGAUUACAACAUCCAGAAGGAGUCUACCCUUCAUCUUGUCCUCCGUCUACGUGGUGGUAUGCAGAUCUUUAUCAAGACCCUUACCGGAAAGACCAUCCCCCUUGAGGUGUAAAGCUCUGACACCAUUGACAAUGUCAAGGCCAAGAUCCAGGACAAGGAAGGAAUUCACAUAGACCAGCAGAGGCUUAUCUUCGCCGGAAAGCAGUUGGAAGACGAAAGAACCCUAGCUGAUUACAACAUUCAGAAGGAAAGCACUCUUCACCUUGUGUUACAAUCUCCCCCUAUAAAUACACCUCUAAACUUCCUCAUUUCCUCACACCAACUCACAUUCUCACUCUCCUCCUGA
Molecule: messenger RNA, 756 nt
Organism: Medicago truncatula (barrel medic)
Lineage: Eukaryota; Viridiplantae; Streptophyta; Magnoliopsida; Fabales; Fabaceae
Product: polyubiquitin 11
Exons: 2
Molecular function (GO): protein binding
Source: RefSeq, a predicted model, not a curated record